UCAAACGAGGGUCUGAUUGAAUUAUUAUGACAGAUAAAUAGAUACUGUUCCAAUUUCAAUUUCCUACCUUUUUUUCUCUGCUCUCGAAAGCAAUUUCCGCUCCAUUCUUUAUUUCUAUCGUUUGUUCCUCCCAAGAUUCGUGUAGUUUCGACGAUGUGGUCGCUAAAUUUCUCGUCGUCAAAAUAAUUUGCCCACUUCUUGGCGGAUCUUUCUUCCGAUCGGACACGCACUCGCAAAUUGCUGGGAAAUCUUUAGGACAAUCUGAACGACAGAAAAUGGUUUAAGCAGCGGGCUUUGUUUGUCUCGAAAGUUAACCCAGCUACGAUAUUGUGUUCUUCCCUAUUUUCUUGUAAGUGUCGAGUGGACAUUUGCAAAUGGGUGCGCCAAAGCAAAAAUGGACAGCUGAAGAAGAAGCUGCCCUUAAAGCAGGAGUGAUCAAGCAUGGAGCAGGCAAAUGGCGCACAAUACUCACGGAUCCUGAGUUCAGCUCAAUUUUGCAUCAACGCUCAAAUGUGGAUCUCAAGGUGCCUCACCCCGCCCCCUAGUUCUUGUUCAAUCACCAGAGUAAUUGAGUCACAGGAUGUAGAAAUUCACCAAGCAUCCCAUGAUAAGUGGAGAAAUAUAAAUGUUACUGCAAUAUGGGGGUCUAGGCAAAAAGCCAAGCUCGCACUUAAAAAGAAUUCUUUGGCCCUAAAACAUCAUGAUAAUCCUAUGGCUCUAAGCACCGUGCUUCAGAAUGAGGAGAUUGUUGACGCUAAGCCACUUGCAAUUUCGAAUGGAACAACUCGCACUAAUGGCCCAAAAGAGCCACUAGCAAGAUUGGACAGACUUAUAUCAGAGGCAAUUAACAACUUAAAGGAGCCAAGAGGUUCUGACCGGGCUGCAAUUGCUCUGUACAUAGAGGAACAUUACUGGGCCCCACCAAACCUUAAAAAACUCCUUUCAACAAAAUUAAAGCAUAUGACUGCAAAUGGAAAGUUGAUAAAGGUAAAGCAUAAGUACAGAAUUGCUCCAAGUUCUGCCUUAUCUGGAAGAAGAAAUGUUCCAUUGUUACUCCUUGAGAACAAGCACUUGGAUUCUUCAAAGGCCGAGAAGAGUGAAGUCAAAAUCAUCACUAAAUCCCAGGUUGACUCGGAACUUUCAAAGAUGAAGGUAAUGACUGCAGAGGAAGCAGCUAUAGCUGCUGCUCGUGCAGUAGCUGAGGCAGAGGCUGCCAUUGCAGAGGCUGAAAGGGCAGCAAGGGAAGCAGAAGAAGCAGAGGCUGAAGCUGAAUCAGCACAAGUUUUUGCUGAAGCAGCAAUGAAGGCGUUGGAGUGCAGAACAUUCCCUAGUAGAAGUCCUGUUCAGAAAGUUCUUCUCCAAGAUAACAAAACUUUGCAAUGACAACUGUAGGCAAUGUAUUCUGAGAAGAUGAAGGUGCUGCUGGCUGCUGCAUUUCCAUGUGCAAGUGAUUGUAACUAAACUGUAGAUAUUGUUAGCGUUGUAAAUCUGCAGAAUAUGAUUGCCUUGUGAGAAAAACGGCUUCUGGGGAUCGUAUCAUCAGAAGUGUAUGUCGGUAAUGUGAUUUUCAAAUCAAACAAAGAGUAAAGGAUUUUGGAGAGAGAGAGAUGCGUACUUAAUCUUAAAAAGGGUGUUUUCUCGACAUGUCUUGAUGAUUCUAAGACAAAUCGAACUUGUAAAUUAAGAUUUUCUGUUCACCCAAUACACAACUGGGAAGAAGUUUCUCAA
Cucurbita moschata (crookneck pumpkin) is the source of this 1728-nucleotide messenger RNA. RefSeq names its product telomere repeat-binding factor 2-like. The transcript has 7 exons. Lineage: Eukaryota; Viridiplantae; Streptophyta; Magnoliopsida; Cucurbitales; Cucurbitaceae. Gene Ontology annotation, molecular function: double-stranded telomeric DNA binding. Gene Ontology annotation, cellular component: nucleosome. The coding region runs from base 442 to 1383 and encodes 313 amino acids. The record is from RefSeq and is a predicted model, not a curated record. Gene Ontology annotation, biological process: nucleosome assembly.